AUGGAGGAAGCGCUGGAAAUGGCGCGAGCCAAGGACACGAAGGAGCGCAUGGCGGCGGUGGAGCGGCUGCACCAGCUUCUGGAAGCUUCUAGAAAGAGCCUGAGCACGGCGGAAGUGACGUCACUGGUUGAUUGUUGUUUGGAUCUCCUCAAGGACAGCAAUUUUAGAGUCUCUCAGGGUGCGCUCCAGGCGCUUGCUUCCGCGGCCGUGCUCGCCGGUGAGCAUCUGAAGCUUCAUUUGAACGCGCUUGUGCCUGCCGUCGUGGAGCGGCUCGGAGACAGCAAACAACCGGUUAGGGACGCGGCGAGGCGUUUGUUGACUACUCUCAUGGAGGUCUCAUCUCCUACGAUUGUAGUUGAAAGGGCGGGUUCGUAUGCUUGGAUGCAUAAGAGUUGGAGAGUGCGGGAAGAGUUUGCGCGUACUGUCACGUCGGCCAUUGGCCUUUUUGCAUCCACGGAGCUCCCGCUUCAGCGUGUUAUUCUUGCUCCGAUACUUCAGAUGUUGAAUGACCCGAACCAAGCAGUCAGGGAAGCUGCAAUUCUGUGCAUUGAGGAGAUGUACAUGCAAGGUGGGUCUCAAUUCCGGGAAGAGCUUCAGCGCCACCAUCUUCCAUCAUAUAUGGUGAAGGAUAUUAAUGCUAGACUGGAACGUAUUCAGCCACAACCACGUUCUACAGAUGCUCGUAGUGGUCACCAUGUUGUUAAUGAGGUUAAGGCAUCAAGUGUCAAUCCCAAGAAAAGCAGUCCCAAGGCAAAGACUUCCACGAGAGAGAACUCUUUAUUUGGAGGAGAUGCCGACAUCACCGAAAAACCCAUCGAGCCAAUCAAAGUGUACUCAGAGAAGGAGCUGAUACGAGAAUUUGAGAAAGUUGCUUCAACACUUGUCCCAGAGAAAGACUGGUCGAUGCGUAUUUCAGCUAUGCGGAGGGUUGAAGGACUUGUCGCAGGAGGUGCAACUGAUUACUCCUGUUUUCGAGGUCUCCUGAAGCAACUUGUUGGUCCCUUAAGUACGCAAUUAUCUGAUCGGAGGUCUACCAUUGUUAAGCAGGCUUGCCAUCUCUUGUGUCUCUUAUCAAAAGAGCUACUGGGCGAUUUCGAAGCAUGCGCUGAGAUGUUUAUUCCAGUGCUUUUCAAGCUGGUUGUGAUCACUGUGCUUGUAAUUGCCGAAUCUGCUGACAACUGCAUAAAAACGAUGCUGCGUAACUGCAAAGCUGCCCGUGUACUUCCUCGCAUAGCUGAAUCAGCAAAACAUGACCGCAAUGCAAUUUUGCGAGCAAGGUGUUGUGAAUAUGCACUGUUAACACUUGAACAUUGGCCUGAUGCUCCAGAAAUUCAGCGGUCAGUUGAUUUAUACGAAGAUUUGAUCAGAUGCUGUGUUGCAGAUGCUAUGAGUGAGAAGGUCAGUGCAAUUGAGAGUAUGCUCCGAGGACUGCAUGUAUCCGAUAGACAGAAUCCUGCAGCUCUUCGUUCGAGUAGUUUGGAUCUAGGAGUUGACCCUCCAUCCUCUCGUGAUCCUCAGUUCCAUGCCUCUGUUCCAGCAUCCAGCACAACUGCUGAAUCAAUGCCUAGUAUCAACAGAGGAAGUAAUCGCAGUGGUGGCCUUGGUUUGUCGGAUAUCAUCACCCAAAUUCAAGCUUCAAAGGACUCAGGAAGACAAUCAUACCGUGGCAAUCUGUUGUCCGAGUCUCAUCCUAGCUUUUCAUCCUUGACAGCUAAACGGGUCUCAUCAGAGAGAAAUGAGAGAAGUUCUUUUGAGGAAAACAACGAUGCCAGGGAGGCGAGGCGGUUUAUGGCGGGUCAUUUUGACAGACAGCAGAUGGAUACCGCUUACAGAGAUUUGGCAUUUAGGGAUUCAAACGCUAGCCAUGUUCCCAAUUUCCAGAGGCCACUUUUGAGGAAAAAUGUUGGGGGAAGAAUGUCGGCAGGCAGGAGGAGGAGUUUUGAUGAUAGCCAACUGCAAGUUGGUGACAUGUCAAAUUAUGCUGAUGGUCCAGCUUCUCUGAACGAGGCCCUAAACGAUGGACUAAAUUCAAGUUCCGAUUGGUGUGCGAGAGUUGCAGCUUUUAAUUUUCUCCAAACUUUGCUGCAACAAGGCCCGAAAGGUGCGCAAGAAGUAAUCCAAAGUUUCGAGAAAGUGAUGAAACUAUUUCUCCGGCACUUGGAUGAUCCUCACCACAAGGUUGCACAAGCAGCACUGUCGACACUCGCGGAUCUGAUUCCAUCUUGCCGAAAGCCCUUUGAGAGCUACAUGGAAAGAGUCUUACCCCAUGUGUUUUCACGGCUAAUCGAUCCUAAAGAGGUAGUUAGACAACCUUGCUCGUCAACCUUGGAAAUUGUCAGCAAAACCUACAGUGUAGAUUCCCUUUUACCCGCAUUGCUUCGUUCGCUGGAUGAGCAGAGAUCACCAAAGGCUAAAUUAGCUGUGAUCGAAUUUGCCAUCAAUUCCUUCAACAGGUACGCUGGCAACCCUGAGAUUUCGGGUAACAGUGGCAUCCUAAAGUUGUGGCUGGCAAAGUUGACACCAUUAACCCGCGACAAAAAUACCAAGCUAAAAGAAGCUUCCGUUACUUGUAUAAUAUCUGUUUACAAUCAUUACGAUUCUGCGGGACUUCUAAAUUACAUCCUUAGUUUGUCGGUUGAGGAGCAAAACUCCCUGAGAAGAGCCCUCAAGCAAUAUACUCCCCGCAUCGAGGUAGACCUAUUAAAUUAUGUGCAGAGUAAGAAGGAGAAACAGAGAAUAAAGUCUUAUGACCCGUCUGAUGCCAUUGGGACAUCAUCUGAAGAAGGACAUGCCGGUGGUGCUUCCAAGAAGAACAUAUUCCUUGGCAGGUAUUCUGGGGGUUCUGUUGACAGUGAUAGCGGCAGGAAGUGGAGUUCUUCCCAAGAGCCGACAACGAUCAUUGGUGGUGUUGGUCAAAGUGUUUCCAGUGGAACUCAGGAGAAGGUGUAUCGUGGGAUAAGUGCUGCUGCUAGUGAUGUGUUGAACCAAAAGGGUUCUGAUCACACAUUUACUUCAGCUGCCCAGAAUUUGAUAUCAAGAACUAGCCCUAAUGGAAGCUCAGACAACGUUGAAAACUUGGAUGGCUUAUCUCCACCACAUUUGGAGAAAAAUGGUCUGUAUAUGACCAAAUCUGAUUCCUUGGAAGAAAGGCAUGAAAAUGAGGUCUCCCGCGAAUUAGAUUUGAGUCACUACAUGCUCUCAUCUAUUAAGGUUAACCCAACAACGGAAUCUGGACCUAGCAUUCCUCAGAUCCUACAUAUGAUCAACGGGAGUGAUGAUACCCCUUCUUCGAGCAAGAAAUCUGGACUCCAUCAAUUAAUUGAAGCCUCUGUAGCUAACGAGGAGUCAGUUUGGACCAAGUACUUCAAUCAGAUACUGACGGUUGUUCUUGAAGUGCUCGAUGAAGACGAAGAUUUUUCAGUCAGAGAAGUUGCUCUUUCGCUGAUUUCCGAGAUGCUAAAGAGCCAGAAAGAUGCCAUGGAAGAUUCGGUUGAGAUAGUGAUUGAGAGGCUGCUUCAUGUCUCGAAGGACUCUGUUCCGAAAGUUUCCAGUGAAGCGGAGCAAUGCUUGACCACAGUUUUGUCUCAAUACGAUCCUUUCAGAUGCUUAAGUGUUAUUGUCCCAUUAUUGGUAACAGAGGAUGAGAAAACUCUCGUCGCUUGCAUCAAUUGUUUAACUAAGCUUGUGGGUAGGCUCUCGCAAGAGGAAUUAAUGGAUCAAUUGUCUUCUUUUCUGCCUGCGGUUUUUGAAGCAUUUGGGAGCCAAAGCGCAGAUGUCCGCAAGACAGUGGUGUUCUGUCUGGUAGACAUAUAUAUAAUGCUUGGGAAAGCAUUCUUGCCGCAUUUGGAAGGUCUAAACAGCACACAGGUUCGCCUAGUGACCAUCUACGCAAACCGGAUCUCACAGGCUAGAACCGGUACUCCUAUCGACACAGACACCUAA
This is a messenger RNA of Thlaspi arvense, 3942 nucleotides long. NCBI's taxonomy places the organism in Eukaryota, Viridiplantae, Streptophyta, Magnoliopsida, Brassicales, Brassicaceae. The record is from the annotation of a GenBank genome assembly.